AUGGCUCGCCGAAUGUCAAGCUUCAUUCAAAAAUACGCCUGGGGGAAGCCCGGCGAUCAAAGCGUUGUGGCCAGCCUCAAGGCCGCCGGCGAUUCUUCUUACCAGGUCGAUGUUGACCAACCGUACGCCGAAAUGUGGAUCGGAACUCACCCCAGCGGGCCUUCGAACUUGCUGACUAACAGCGGGAGAGUUGGUCCUCUUCUCAAGGACCACCUCGCCUCUGAACCCGAAGCUUUGGGCGAUAUUGCGCACAAGGGCGACCUGCCCUUCCUCUUCAAGGUUAUUUCUAUCAACAAGGCGCUGAGCAUCCAGGCGCACCCGAACAAGAAGCUCGCGGAGAGGCUUCACGCCGAACGCCCUGAGGUGUACGCGGACGACAACCACAAGCCCGAGAUGGCUGUGACCCUGUCCGACUUUGAGGCCCUGUGCGGGUUUAGGCCCUUCCAGGAGAUUAUCUGGAACCUUAACUUUUACCCCGAGCUGCGCGCCCUCGUUUCUCUGGACGCCGUACACCAGAUGAUGACGGCGGGGGAUGACAUCGAGAGGCAAAAGUUCGCCCUCAGGGAGCUCUUCCGCUCCUACAACAAUGCCGACAAGGAGACAGUAAAAACCCAGAUAGACCGGCUGGUCAAGAGGCUGGGUUGGGCCUCCGGGAUCCCGGUGGUCGGAGAACAAGACCCAGGAACGGUCGAGACCGAAAUCAACGGUCAUGACGCAGAGGAGGGCGACGAGGAAGAGGUCCAGAAGACGCAAUUCACAGAACAAAUGUUCGAGGCGAGAUUUCGCCAGGGUUGCCCGACGAGUGAAGCACUCGACAAAAGGAUGAAGGAUGGCACACCCGAUGUUGUUCGAGUGAUGCUCCGCCUGUCGACCGAGUACCCGGGCGACCUAGGCAUUCUCAUGCCCCUGGUCCUGAACCUGCUGAUGCUCAAGACCGGGCAGGCGUUCUUCAUGACCGUCGACGAACCACAUGCGUACCUCCGCGGGGACAUUCUUGAGUGCAUGGCAUGCUCCAACAACGUGGUGCGGUGCGCCUUGACUCCCAAGUUCCGCGACGUGGACCUUCUGGUGGACAUGCUCACGUACAACAUGGCCGCACCCGCGGUUCUUCGGCCGCACAUCAUCGACGACAAUCGCAAGCGCUUCACCCCCCCGGUUGACGUCUUCGAGAUAGAAAUGAUUAACGUACCCGGAAACGACGCGUACCGCCUGAAUCCGAUGCCGGUGCCGGCGGUGCUGGUGACCCUCCACGGGGCCCAGGGAGGCUUGCUUCUUGACGAAGACACCGGGAAGGAGAUCCCAGCCGCUGAGGGGGGCAUUUUCUUCCUCCCAGCCAACACGUACUGCACGAUGGUGUCGGGAAAGACGUCAGACCUCCGGAUCGCCAUGGCCCACACCAAUCUCAACUGGGGGCCGAUGACACCCAGCGGUACCGGCGCUCCCAACUUUUGA
Ectocarpus siliculosus is the source of this 1452-nucleotide messenger RNA. NCBI's taxonomy places the organism in Eukaryota, Phaeophyceae, Ectocarpales, Ectocarpaceae. The record is from the annotation of a GenBank genome assembly.